Anastrepha obliqua is the source of this 2610-nucleotide messenger RNA. It is a transcript of the gene Ir40a, whose product is annotated as ionotropic receptor 40a. The transcript is spliced from 10 exons. The record is from RefSeq and is a predicted model, not a curated record. The coding region runs from base 1 to 2448 and encodes 815 amino acids. Gene Ontology annotation, molecular function: ligand-gated monoatomic ion channel activity. NCBI's taxonomy places the organism in Eukaryota, Metazoa, Arthropoda, Insecta, Diptera, Tephritidae. Gene Ontology annotation, cellular component: membrane.
AUGAAAGUUUUUAUUCUGUGCUUAAUUGUAUGGCCAUCGAGGCUGGUUUAUGGCGCGAUCACUUACAAUGCAGAUAGAAAUAUAUCCGAUGUGGCCAUAGCUCUCUCUGAAAUCAUCAAUGGCUUGAAACCCCGCCAAUUAGCCAUUCUAGCAGCGCCACAAUUUCACUUCGCCACUCGUCAUGCUCCACUACCUGCAGCAGCUGAAAUCCCUACCGAUUCACAGCUGGAAGGCAUGCAAAUGGACAUCGACGAUUUCAUUUAUCAGCUACAUAAACUCAAUUUCAAAUCGGUCAUUUAUGAUAAGGCUGAUUUGUUUUUCAAAUUCGUCGAAGAUAGUCUAUUAGGCUCGAUUGAGAGCGUCAAUUUGAUAUUUAGCGCGCCCUAUGAGCUCUCCGCGCGCAUACAGGAGCGUAAGUUGUCACAUCGGUUGAGUUUGUUCAUAUUCUAUUGGGGCGCCAAGCAUCCACCGAAAGCCCACGAGGUACGCUUUGAGGAGCCAAUGAGGGCAGUUGUCAUAACGAGACCGAGAAAGAAAGCAUUUCGCAUUUACUACAAUCAAGCCGUGCCCGAUGGUGUAAGCAACCUUCGCCUGGUUAACUGGUAUGAUGGUGACAAUUUAGGUUUACAGAAAGUUCCACUGCUACCAAAUGCAGCAACGGUUUAUUCGAAUUUUAAGGGACGCGUAUUUCGGGUGCCGGUUUUUCACUCACCGCCAUGGUUUUGGGUCAACUAUGAGAAUGAUUCCAUCAACUCCACCAUCUUCGAUGAUUAUGUUGAUAAUGACUACGCUGAGUUCACUGAAGUGAAUGUAACUGGUGGGCGCGAUCACUGCCUACUAAAUCUACUGGCUCAGCAUAUGAAUUUUCAAUUCGUUUAUAUCGAGGCACCUGGCCGCACUCAGGGUUCAUUGCGAAGCGAUGAGACAGGCGUGGAGAAUGACAGCUUUACUGGUGGCAUUGGACUGUUGCAAAACGGGCUAGCCGAUUUUCUUCUGGGCGAUGUCAGCCUCAGCUGGGAGCGUCGCAAGGCUGUUGAGUUCUCCUUUUUUACACUAGCCGAUUCAGGCGCUUUUGCGACGCAUGCGCCGCGCCGUCUUAACGAAGCCUUCGCCAUAAUACGACCUUUCAAAAGUGAUGUCUGGCCUUAUCUUAUAUUGACGGUGAUAUUUUCGGGACCUAUAUUUUAUGCCAUCAUUGCAAUACCAUACAAAUGGCAUUUGCCUUGCCAGACGCUGCAAGCAAACCGGCAGCCUCCUGGACGACUACAGCAACGCGAUGUGGAGCGGGGCGGUGAGUUGGUCUUUCACAUGGCUUACAUCAAGGAAAUUACAGGCGACAACGAGUUGACAAGGCGGUUACUGCGACAACAACAACAGCAACUAUACAAGGAACAGGAGCGCCGUGGAAGAGUGCCUGCCUUGACGGAAAUACCACACAAUCUAUUCGAUAAAUGCAUUUGGUUCACAGUGCAACUAUUUCUCAAGCAAUCCUGCAAGGAGCUUUAUCAUGGCUAUCGCGCCAAGUUUCUCAUGAUCGUCUACUGGAUUGCGGCCACCUACGUGUUGGCUGAUGUCUACUCCGCCCAGCUUACCUCGCAAUUUGCGCGUCCGCCACAUGAAGCACCAAUUAACACGUUGCAACGUCUGCAAACAGCUAUGUUGCACGAUGGCUAUCAACUGUUUGUGGAGAAGGAAAGCUCAUCGCUGGAAAUGCUGGAGAAUGGCACUGAGAUAUUUCGUCAGUUGUAUGCACUCAUGAAGCAACAGAAUCCGGAUAUGGAAGGUUAUCUUAUUGAUUCGGUGGAAUCAGGAAUUAUGCUGAUUGCCGAUGGACUGGAGAAUAAGGCGGUGCUGGGUGGACGGGAGACACUCUACUUCAAUAUACAACAAUUUGGCUCCAAGACUUUUCAGCUCAGCCACAAGCUUUACACUCGCUAUUCCGCUGUGGCCGUACAGAUUGGAUGUCCCUUCUUGGAUAGUCUGAACGAUGUCAUCAUUCACCUCUUCGAAGGCGGCAUCUUGGAUAAAAUGACAAAUGCUGAAUAUGCCACGCAGUCGCGUAUGCUGGGUAAGGAAUAUAACAACCUACACCCCGCAGAGUCCGAGGCAAAUGGCAACAAUGAACCACCGCCCAACGAUGACAACCGAAAUUCAAACGGUGGCAGUGACGCCAAUAACAAAGGAGAUGAGAGCGCUGAGGCUGCGUCCAAGUCGCAGGAUUCACAAAUCAUACAACCACUAAAUUUGCGCAUGUUGCAAGGAGCUUUCAUUGUACUACUCUGUGGCUAUGCGGCUGCGACUGGUAUUCUUGUACUGGAGCUGUGUUGUCACCGCUUGAAUUCGAACCUUAUGGAGCGUACUGAAGCCCGCAUGGUGCGGCGGUAUCAUUGGUGUUGUCGGAAAUUCCGUAAAAUUACACGUUCGCUUUAUGCCAGAAUUCUACGAUAAUUAAUUUGCUUAUUUGUGGUGGACUGCUUAUCGCAUGGAAAUUUUGCAUAAUGCAUAACAAAUGAAGUUGUAAUCGGUGUAGCGAAAUUAGUUGGCCGCUAAUGUACUUUUAGUUUAGUUCUAAUGUUAUUGUUGUUCUAAAAAGCUAUUUGGGUAAUUUAU